AUUGCUGCUCCUCUGCGAGAAGACAGCUAUUGCUAUGGCGUGCAGAAAUUUGGUGACACGGCGCUUAAUAAGGUGCUUGAAUUGUAUAAACUCGAAACAGUUACUGUUGAAAGGCGAAGACUACGUCAUGCACUACGAUGUUAUCAAAAUAUAACUGGUUUGAAAAGUAUCUUGAAAUCAACAUUAGAUGGAAAUGUGUUUCCUUUGGAAGAUGUCGGCUAUGUCUUUCAUAUUAUCGCAGAAAACCCCAUCGCCGGCGAACUCGUUUUCUUAUUUCUCUUCGAGAACUGGGAAUAUAUCUAUAAAAGGCUUCACGAUAACUUCAGAUUAAUGACUCGUGUGAUUAGUGCGUGUCUUUCUACAUCCAGUACGCAUUCACAAUUACGA
Messenger RNA from Ostertagia ostertagi, 387 nucleotides. NCBI's taxonomy places the organism in Eukaryota, Metazoa, Nematoda, Chromadorea, Rhabditida, Trichostrongylidae. The record is from the annotation of a GenBank genome assembly.